UAUUUAAAUAGUCAAUUUAUUAACUAAAAAAUAAAUUAAAAACAAGAUAAACUUCUACUUCAUCGAAUUCUCCUAUUAUUUGCCUCGAAAGGAAACUUUUUAACAUUCAAUUUCAAAGUGAAAAAUCUAUGUCUAUGUUGGGGGUUUAAGUUUGGGUUUCUUUCUUUUUGCUUGAAAAUUAAAUGUGUUGUAAAAGAAAAACGAUAAAGUGAGCGGGGGGCAAGCUUACAUAUGUACUUUUUUCAAUUUCAAUGUGCAAAUUGCAAAUUAAUUUCAAGUUUUGCAUAAAUUCUAUGGACUUUAAAAGUUGUUGAUUUAGUUAAAUAUGGCUUCUAAUUUUCGCAGUGAUGAUCUAUUGAAUUAUGAACUCGGCGAUGAUCUGGAUGACCACGCAUUGUACGGUGCUGACGAGGACGAAUUGCUCCUAUCUGACGAUGACUUGGAAAAGGAUGUAACUCAAGAGGAAAAAAGACAAUUAAAAGAAGAAGCUGAAGAAUGGGUUAGCGAGCAAACAAACGAUAAAACAAACUCCAAUGGCAAUGAAAAUUCCUUAAAACUACCCGAAGAGGUAUCUUCGUCGGGAAACGCAAAAGCGACCCGACCAGAAGAAAGCACAACGCCAGUUGCGCCGGCGGCGUUGGCGAGUGACUCGGACGUGUCUACAAGCGAAGAAUCUCCAGUUAAACAACAGCCACCCGCUCCUGUUUGUGACUUCAAACAACCAAUGCAACAGCAGCAGCAACUGCAACAACAGCAGCAGCAAGCGAUAUCUAUAGCGACAACAACAAGCAGCUGCGAAGAAGUUGUGACGUCGACCAACUACGAAGAGCAAUCGCAUGUGGAAUAUCCCAAUGUGAGUGUGCUGAAUAUACACGCCCCCGAAUUCAUGCUACCAAGUUCACAAGACAGCUCAAGUGUGGCUGGAACUGAAUUCUCAGAUCCGCGGGAAGAUCCCGAAGAAGAGCGCGAAGAGCGAACAAAUAUUAAGCAAGCGACAGAACGGGAAAUGGAAGAAGGAAUCGAUUCAUCUCCAGAUAAACAUCAAAAUCGCUUUAUGCAUUCCAAACGUGGUCGUGGAGGCAUUGGUGCAUCGAUGAUGCGUGGUGGCAUGAUGUAUCCGGGUCAGAGGCCAUUGCUUCGCUAUCCUCCGCACGGGGCUGUCAUGGGCCCAGGCGGUGCUGGUGGUGGGUUUCCUCAAUAUCCUCAUCAUCCCAAUGAAAAUAUAAAUCCUCAAUUAAUUCCAGGUCAAUUCCCUGGCCAAAAUCCCUAUAUAUCCGAUCAAAAACCACUUCGACACACAUAUCCCCUUAAUCAACAUCCAGUGCCUGGUCCUAGAAUGGAUUUUCGACAGCCAGGAGGCAAUUAUCGCCUUCCUAAUCCUAAUAUGUAUGGGCAGGUUCCACACAACGAGUAUUCUGGCGGGGCAGUGCCCUCAAACGGUUUGCCCUAUGUCGGCUCGUUUCCUCCCAACCAUCAUCAGCGCCAAAUGUUUCGACCCGAACUCUCAUCCGCAAUGCCUGGGAUCAGACCACCACGCGCGCCGUUGCAUCGACCGCCUGGUAUGAUGAUGCAAGGAAAUCCAAAUUUCGCUAACCCUGCUCCCCAACAACAAGGAGGCCCCCCGCGACAACAAAUGCCUCCCCAAUCGCAAUUGCCAACAGCUUCAGCAGCAGCACCAAUGGCAACGUCGCAGCAAUCCAUUCGACCUAGCAAAGUGCUCAUUAACCCUAACUUCAAAGGUGGAGUUGAGGCAGCCACAAGCAAAUUUAUCCAAGAGACUCAGUUUAUGCACACUAUAAGUAGUCAUGUGUCGCAUUUACAGAGCGAUCAAGAACUACUUCGGCAGCAAGAGGAGUUCAUAAAUAAAAAUCGGCAGCACAUUGAAAAGCGCCGCAAUGAGAGAUCACCGCCCCCCAGACCACGCAGUCGCAGCCGCGAGAGAAGCCGCAGUCGAGAACGCAGUUAUUCGCCACCAAAACGUGACCGACACAUAGAACGUAGUAAUAAUAGUGGUGUUAACGUUGGGGGCCCCGGAGGUCUAGACAGAGAUCGUGAUCGUCGGGCAGGAAGUCGUGAUAGAUACAAUUCGUUUAACAGAGGAAGAUUUCGUCGUGCCAAUAGUAGAGAAUAUGAAAAUAGGAAUUAUGGCAAGAGAAGGAGAAGUGCAUCGCCAAUGCGAAGGCGAGAUCGUGACAGAAGUGAUAUGGAGGAAGACGAGGAGACAAGAGUGUAUCGGCUGGAAAUUGAGAAGCAAAAGGCCUUAAGGGAAAAGAUCUUAAAAGAUAAAGAAAUGCGUCGACGAAGAGCAGCAGAAGAAAAACACCAUGAGGAUAAACCACAAAGCGACGAGGCCCCACAAAAGCUUAAGCCAAUUAUCGUAACCGAGAGCAAAAUAAUUUCUUUGAAGCGAAAACAAGCAGAUAUUGAUGCUUCAAAGAAAUACGAAUCGUACAGUCAUGGAAAUGGUAGCAGUAGCGGUAGUAGAAAUUCAACAAAAUCAAUACCAACUGCAAAAAUUCUUCCCGAAGCCAAAAGAACCCUUUCCGAUCAUAUAUCAUCUGGUCAUGGGAAUAAUAGUAGUAGCGGCGGCGGCGGCGGCGGUGGGGGCAGCGGCAGCAACGCAAGUUCACAUUCAACUGCAACAGCUAUAAUUAAGCCGGUGAUAAAGAAGCCACCAACACCCAGCUCUCAACAGAUUGCCGCCAAGCCAGCCAAGCUUCACGAUACACCGUCAGAAGACGAACUUGACUAUGACGACAUUGAUUUGUUAAACGAUGAAGAUCGUCUGCUUGCCGAUACGCCAUCUCCGCCACCAUCACCUGGUCCUCCAUCUCCAUCCCCAAGGCCUUCGGUACACAGAAAUUCGAAAGCCUUUAGUUCAUCGAACAGGAGAGUCGUGCUGAAAUCUUCUCCAUCAUCAUCGUCGGGCGAACGCAGAACAGAUGAAGGCCGAGGACGAGGCGGACGUGAAAGAUCCAAAAACAAAGAAUCCUAUGAUGAAAAUUACCGAAAAGGCAUUUUCGACAGGCUCGACAGGAAAAUUGGUGUCAGUGAACCAAACAAACGAAGAAUUCAACGCAUCGUUAUGAAGAACUCUUCUGAAGACUAAUUUAAUACAAAACAACAAAAAAAAAUGGUUUGAAUGCGUAAACAAAACAUAAAUGUGUAACAUGUUUGAUAUAUUUUUUUUUCACCCCAAAAAAGACGAGAUUAAAAAUACUCGUUCCUCUUUUAAAUUGUAUCUAUUCUUACAAUGCUAAUAAUUUUACAUAUAUAUAUAUAUAUACUUGCCUAUACUAUCUGGAUCCCAUUUGGAUGUCAUUCUUUCUCUUUUGUAACAAUUGUUUAUAAGACAUUGAUAAUUUUCUUGACUAUUUUCUUUUUGUAAUAAUUGUUUUUUGUUUGCACUAGCGCGCAUAUAUAUGUUUAAACACAAUAUGACUUUCUUAAUUAUUAUUAUUUGUAAUGCUUUACAUACAAAUAGAUACAGUUAUCUAUUAUUAUUAUUAUUAUUAUUUUUGAUGCAACACUUGACUAAAGACAAAUUAAUUCUGAUCCACCCAGACAUUUUUAAUUAUUUUUAUUUUUCUUUCUAUAUUUGAAAACCAAAGUUCUGUUCCCCUUUAUGAUGAAUUCCUUUAUUAUUUUUUUUUUAUUUUUGAUAUUCCUUUAUUUUUCUAAUAAUAUUUCCUUAACCUAUCAAACCAAAUACAAAAAAAAAACUAUAAUGUAUCUUGUUGAAAUUUAAAAACAAAAAACAAAAAAAAACAAAUUUAAAUUUCCAGAGAAAUGUUUCGUGUUUGUUACAAUAUUUUGUUUCCAUACAAAUAAUUAUUUCUUUAGACAAAUAUGAUUUUUUUUAAAUGUUUUUCUUAGUAUGUAAGUUUUAUAGUUUUAGAAAACGUUAGCUUUUAAGAAGAAACAGUUUACCUUACCCCACCACCCAUAAUAAAGAAUAAUAAUUUGACUUUGCUGACAAAAUAUAUAUUUUAUUAUGUUUAUCAGUACAAAAAAAAUAUAGCGUUUGUUUUUUUAUUUUGUUCUUAAGUUCAAAUUGUAUACAUACAUAUUUAAUUUAAUUCGAUUCGUGUUUUAUUUGUAUUUUUGACGUGCCGCUAAAAUCAUUUAUUAAGAUUUAGCUGCGUACAAUUAUUAUUAAACUGAAAUUACAACUGAAAAUGCAUUUUAAGCUUGAAAAAAAGAAACAAACAAACUAAAAACAGUAAUUUUUAAAACUGUUAAACAAUUCAUUUCUAAUAUAAAAUGUAAAUGGAUUGUGAAGAAUAAAUAUUUUAUACACAACAACAAACACAUUUAACAUAUUUUCCAUAGUAGACAUGAUUUGUUUAUAAUAAUUUAUUCAAAAUAGUUGUCGGCCUAAUUAAAUCAAUCCAAAUGAAUUGAAAGUCAAUCAGCUUGUAACACAUUUUUAUACUUCUGCAUUAACUCUACUAUCAAUGUAAUGAAAUUGUUAUUUAGUAUUCAAAACAAAAGGACCAUUAAUUGUAUAAUUCUAUUUACUAACGCUUAUUAAAAAGGACAUUUUAAGAACUAAUUAUGUACAAACUAAUGCAUUAGUUGGAUAGGUUGAUUUUAAUUUCCUCAUGAAAAAUUGAAAGAUUUAUUUUUCCUUUAUUAUGUCAGCUCAAAACGGUUCACAGACUUAAUACAAAUUAAUAAGAUCAAAAGGCUUUUCGGAUUAUAAGAUAAUUCUAAGCUAUUUCAAAAUUAAUUCACUACAAGUCUUUGCUUCUUUUCCAACCUCAAUUUCUUUUAUAGCGAAUUUUCUUAAGAAUUUUUGGAAUUAUGAAUGCAGGUGUUUUGAUUGAUUAUUGUAAUACAUCGUUUCAAAGUUAUAUGUACUUUGAUUGGUAUUAUUUUAAUGAAUUAAUGGUUAAUGAGUUAUUUUUUAAAUCUUAAACUGUUAUUUAAGAUAAACAACAUUUACAAUUUUGAACACCGUUCAUAUUUUGUUUUUCUCUGGAUUUGAGCCUUUAAAAACUCUUUUUUAAUAAGCGUUACUUACGUUUAACAAACAUACAGUUUUUUCAUUUGUUUUGUCACUUAACUUUUAACAUGAAUUGUUUUUCUUCAUAUGAGAAAACUAUAUUUAUUAGGUGUGUGUAUGAAUUUCAAUUUCGCGAAAACAUAUUUUAAGUAAUAGUUUCAUCAAAUCACUUAAAAAAGAAAUAGUAGCUUUUUACUUUCAACUUAAACAAUCAAAAAUUAAAAUAAAGUCUUACAAGUGUUUAAAAACUUAAUUCUUUUCUAUCUCCAAAAUAAUAUAUUGUAAAUUACAUUGUGUCAACUCAACAAAUUUCAAAAGCAACCAAUUCUGAAAAAAUCUUCUGCAUACAAUUAAAGUAUUUUAAUAUUUUCAAACAACAACAUUUCAUGAAAAAGUCAGUUUAAGGAAAAAGAACAAAUAUUUUUGAUUUUAAUUUCAAUUAAAAUUAUUUAUUUUUUAAAUUCAUGUUCAUAAUAUUCAACUUAAGUUUCCAUUCUGCUUUAGAAGAGUAUUUUCUUAAGAAACUAUGAUCCUUAGAUAAGCGAUAAAGGUUUGCUUUAAAGCAACUUUUUUUUUUGCCAGAAACUACAUAGACAUUUAAAAACCACUCUUCAGGUAUCUUCAAAACGAUAGAAAUAAUUGUUUAAUGACAAACUUAACUUUGACAUAUACAAAAUUAUACUGUGCAUUCCGGCAUAAUUAUGUAAGUUUGUUUAUUUGUAUGUAAAACGCUUGGAACUGUUGUUUUUUCGUAUGUUCGUAUGAUAAUGAAUAAUAUUACUCAAAUUCUAUCGCAAAAUGUAAAUCAUAGCUUUAAUUGAAAACAAAAAAAUGUUUGUAGAACAAAAAUAAAACAAUGUAUUGAUGCAUGUAUCGACUUAAAUAUAUAAUAUUUCAAAUAAAAAUAAUAAAAUAUCCCCAUUUAAAAAAGCAACAAUAAAAUUCAAAUUCUAAACAGCGAUAAAAUCAUGUAUAACAAUAUUGAAAUUGAUAAAUCACACAGUAUUGGACUUUUGAAGAAAACUAAAAGAAAGAAAACAAUUUCGUUGCUUUUCUAAACAAACAAAAACAAAAAAACAACUAUUGAAAUCUAAGUUAGCCAUAAAUAUAAAUUGAUUGUAGUAGUAAACAUAAAAUAAAAUACAAAACAAAAACAAUUAAUAAAUAAUUACCAUUCAAAACAAACAAAACCUAUAUAAAAAUAUAUUUAUUACUAAUUUUUAAAAUAAUCGUUACUCGUAUGUGGCUUAUUUUGUGUAUUUUGUGUGUGUGCGUCGUGCUCUCGUUUUUAUUUUAAUUUUUCUUGUUAUUUUAUUAAUUCCAUACAACAAAAUAUUUGUUCAUGCUUAAGUUAAACUAUAACUAUAAAUAUAAUUAAUAUUACAUUGAAAUUUGAAAUUAAAUUAUUAAUAUUAAGAUUAUGAAAAUAAAAAAUAAAAAUAAAAAAACAAAAUAUAUUAACACAACCGAUAAUUACAAAACAAAACA
Molecule: messenger RNA, 6496 nt
Organism: Eupeodes corollae
Lineage: Eukaryota; Metazoa; Arthropoda; Insecta; Diptera; Syrphidae
Product: serine/arginine repetitive matrix protein 1
Exons: 5
Coding region: 326-3109 (927 amino acids)
Molecular function (GO): RNA binding
Source: RefSeq, a predicted model, not a curated record